GUUUAAUAAAUAAUUUUUUGUAAAAAAAUGCAAUCAAAUUUCCCAAAAUCUUUAUCACCACUUUGUUUAAUCCCAAAACAUAAUCACCAAGCUUUGUGUAAGAUUGUUUCAUGUGCUAAGAAUUCUUCUUCUUCUUCUUCUUCAGAAAACAAACAUGGGUUUAAGCUUAUGGGCCAGUCUCUUGGUGAUAUUAGAUUCAAGUUAAAUGACUUUGAUAGCAGUUCGGUGCAAGAUGCAUUCAACAUCUGGGUAUCAAAAACAACAAACUUUUUGAAUGAAGUGACUUCUCCACUUGUGAAGAAUGCUCAAGAUAAAAACCACACAAUGGGAGAAACAUAUGAGCUCAAUGACAUGGAGGAGUUUUUCAUGGCAGAGCAGACUGUUGAUAGCCAAACACCAGGUGGAGAUCUUUCUUUGGCUGCUAUUGUUUCUAUCGAGCAGUUUAGCAGGAUGAAUGGAUUAACUGGGAAGAAAAUGCAGAGAAUUUUUAAGGCCCUUGUCCCUGCGUACGUGUCUAAUGAUGCUCGUAAUUUGGUGGAAUAUUGCUGCUUUAGGUUCCUGUCUAGAGAUAGUUCUGAAAUUCAUCCUUGCCUUAAGGAGCCAGCAUUCCAAAGACUUGUAUUUGUCACCAUGCUUGCAUGGGAGCAUCCUUACACCAGCAAAAAGGAAUAUCAGGGUGAUAUUGGUGAAAAAGCUUCAUUUCAGGUUCAUUUUUCUGGGAAGUUUGUAGGGAAACAAGCUUUUGUCCGCCUCGCUCCUGCUGUUUCUGGGCUAGCAGAUUGGCCAACGGUUCAUAAUCUUUUUAAGGCUCUUGCUGGUGAUCAGAGAAGUAUUUCAUUCCAUGCAUGGUCAAAAUAUAUCAACGAACUUCUCAAAGUGUAUGAAGGAAGGAAAUCAUACACUUUAAAAGGAAUUCCUCAGUUAUCUGCAGAACAGAUCUUAUGCCUUGGAUCUAGCAGAAAAAGACCCAUCCUUAAAUGGGAGAAUAACGUUGCAUGGCCUGGAAAACUAACGCUGACCGAUAAAGCACUUUACUAUGAGGCAAUUGGACUAACGGGCCAAGUGAAUGUUACUAGAAUGGAUCUUACAAAACUUGGUUCACAGGUGGAGAAAACUAGAGUUGGACCAUUUGGUUCUGAUCUUUUUGACUCUGCUAUCUCUGUUACCUCCGGUCCAGAGUCUAAGCCAUUGGUACUCGAGUUUGUUGAUUUAGGAGGUGAAAUGAGGCGAGAUGUGUGGUAUGCUUUUAUCAAAGAAGUCAUUUCUGUAUACCGAUUCAUACGAGAUUUUGGACCCAAAGAAGGUGAUCAUUCUUUGCAACAUAUAUAUGGUUCACAAAAGGGCAAUGCAAGAGCCAAAACUUAUGCAAUUAACGGGAUUGCAAGACUCCAAGCUCUUCAAUUUAGCAAAAAACUCUUGGAUGAGCCUACUAAACUGGUCCAAUUUUCACAUUUACAAAGUGCACCCUAUGGCGAAAUUGUUUGUCAAACACUGGCAGUGAAUUGUUGGGGUGGACAAGUGACUAAAAGACUUAGAGAAAUUGAGUUUGAUAAUAAGGUAACGGAUAUUUACAUUAGUCAUGUAUAUGAUAUUGACGGGGGUGUGUAUCUAAGAAAGUGGAUGCGACAUCCAUCAUGGACUUCUAGUGCUUCCAUUGCUUUUUGGAAGAAUAAUGUAACGAAGCAAGCCCUUGUUUUGAGUAAAAAUCUUGUUGUAGCUGAUAAGAACUUGGUGGAGAAGGCAUCAAUUACAUGUAGGGAUAAGUUCACUGAAGUUGAAAAGACACAAGCAACAAUUGAUGCUGCCAUGAUUGAAGGGAUUCCUAGUAAUAUUGACCUUUUCAAGGAGCUCGUGCUUCCUCUGACAGUCAUUGCUAAAAACUUUGGGAAACUUCGGCGUUGGGAAGAACCUCACUUGACCACAUCUUUCCUUGCAUUUGUAUAUGCACUCAUCUUCAGGAAUCUGUUGUCUUAUGUGUUCCCUGUGACAUUGUUGGUUUUGGCAACAAGCAUGUUAGUAUUGAAGGGGCUCAAGCAGCAAGGCCGUCUUGGAAGAACUUUUGGCAAGGUUACUAUACGUGAUCAACCACCGUCUAACACAAUUGAGAAGAUCAUAGCCGUAAAAGAAGCCAUGCGUGACGUGGAAAAAUAUAUGCAAAAUAUUAACGUUUCACUUCUCAAAUGCCGGACAAUUCUUCUUGCAGGCCAUCCUCAGAUAACAACAGAAGUUGCGAUGGUGCUUUUGUUUGGUUCCACUGUUCUCCUCACUGUACCUUUCAAAUACGUCCUUUCUUUCCUCAUACUUGAUCUCUUCACUCAAGAGCUUGAUUUCAGGAAAGAAAUGGUUGCGAAACUCAAAAGCUUCUUAAAAGCCCGUUGGGAUACUGUGCCUGCCUCCCCUGUUUCUGUACUACCAUUUGACUCUAAUAACAGUGACGCCAAGCGUGAAAAGAAGGAAACGAAAGACUUGCCUAAAUUAGAAAGAACUCAGAACAAGUAAUUAGCCCAAAAUACUUUAUUCUUGUUUAAACUUUUUCUAGAUAUAUUGUACAGAAAUAUAGUUCUCAGAUGCUACAUUAGGUAGAACCAUAUUGUAUAGCUGACUUCAUAGUUCAUAAGGUAAUUCUCAGUUGAAUGAUUAUUGGCAAAAGAAUCAUGAAAACUGCCCAUACAUAA
Messenger RNA from Erigeron canadensis, 2675 nucleotides. RefSeq lists its product as uncharacterized. Lineage: Eukaryota; Viridiplantae; Streptophyta; Magnoliopsida; Asterales; Asteraceae. The record is from RefSeq and is a predicted model, not a curated record. The transcript is spliced from 11 exons. The coding region runs from base 28 to 2499 and encodes 823 amino acids.